Molecule: messenger RNA, 1357 nt
Organism: Lampris incognitus (smalleye Pacific opah)
Lineage: Eukaryota; Metazoa; Chordata; Actinopteri; Lampriformes; Lampridae
Gene: bpnt1
Product: bisphosphate nucleotidase 1
Exons: 9
Coding region: 333-1346 (337 amino acids)
Biological process (GO): phosphatidylinositol phosphate biosynthetic process
Molecular function (GO): 3'(2'),5'-bisphosphate nucleotidase activity
Source: RefSeq, a predicted model, not a curated record
AAGAAGAAGACGACGAAGAAGCCGAAGAAGAAGACGACGAAGAAGCCGAAGAAGAAGACGACGAUAAAGCCGAAGAAGAAGACGACGAAGAAGCCAAAGAAGAAGACGACGAUAAAGCCGAAGAAGAAGAAGAAGCGGAAUACGAGUUAAAAAACAAAACAAAAGAACAAACAGAAGACGACAACGAGCGGCAUGUGUCGUAGUGACAUAACUUACUCGUGUUUUCAGAGAACCGGGUUUAAUUUCUUAACCUAAACUUGUUUUUCCGGUCCUUGUUCAGGGGACAUUUGCAGACCGGGACAACCGUAUAACACGUCUGUUGUCCAUCAGCAAUGGCUGGAAACCCUGCAGUCGUUAUGCGCCUGCUGGCUUCCGCCUACGCCGUGUCGGAAAAGGCUGGUGCCAUUGUCAGGAAUGUCCUCUACAGUGGAGAACUGGGCAUUGUGGAAAAGACUGGGGCUAAUGACCUGCAGACAAUGGCGGACAGACUAGCACAGCAGAGCAUCUGUGCUUCUCUCUCCAAACGCUUCCCCAAAAUUACUAUAAUUGGGGAAGAGGAGCUUCCUGCUGAGGUGGUAAUGGAAGACCUUAUUGAGAAUGGGCAAGCUGAAGAAAUCCUCCAGAAAACUUGUCCAGUUGAAUACAGUGACCUGAAAGAGGAGGAGCUAGUUGUUUGGGUCGAUCCCCUUGAUGGCACAAAGGAAUAUACAGAAGCGGCGAGGUAUCUCCAUUUUCCAGAGGAGGCCCAGAUUCCUCACACAGGGUCGGACCCCUCUCAGCUUCUCAGCACAGCCCUCUGGCUCCUGGAUAACGUGACUGUACUAAUUGGUAUCGCGUAUGGAGGCAAAGCCAUCGCUGGUGUCAUCAACCAGCCCUUCUACAACUAUCAGCUCGGAGCGAAGGCAGACUUAGGAAGGACUAUUUGGGGAAUGCUUGGAUUGGGAGCGUUUGGAUUUCAGCUGCAGGAAGUCCCAGGCGAUCGACGCAUCGUUACCACCACUCGUUCCCAUAGUAACAAACUAGUAACCGACUGUGUAGAUGCCAUGGAGCCUCAUGAGGUCAUAAGAGUGGGCGGAGCUGGAAAUAAGAUUAUCCAGCUCGUUGAGGGAAAGGCCUCUGCCUAUGUCUUUGCCAGUCCAGGAUGUAAGAAGUGGGACACUUGUGCCUCUGAAGCCAUCCUUCAUGCCGUAGGAGGAAGACUGACAGACAUGCAUGGAAAUGCAUACCACUACGAUGCCAAUGUAAAGCACAUGAACUCUGCUGGGGUGCUGGCGACACUACGCAACCACCAGUACUAUGCCAGCAGAGUACCACAGUCAGUGCUGCAAGCCCUGAAGUCAAACUGAGACUUAACGCA